CACGCCGGCGCCAAGUUAUUAUAUAUUAAUCCCACUCGCGUUUUCUUCAUAACUUUUCCUACAUCCGCGACGUCAAGUACUCUUAUAAGUACUCUCUGCACUUUGUGAAUAGAAAGUCUACAUGAGAUCUUUAAAAUAAACUAUGCAUAGAACGGAAUUGACCUGUAAUCUAUCAUCGCCGGAGAUAGGCCGAGUGAAACCUCCAGCGAUGACUAAUUCUCACAUUCCAGUCCCGAAAGCGUUUGGCGUUCCAAAUAAAUCAACGCUACACUCAUCAACAAAGCGUGGAAAUUUAAAUACUGGUGACAACAAACCUCCACAGAGUCCAACGCUCCAAAGGAUGACCUCGGUCGCCGCCCAAAGAGCCUCCUUUGAGCGCCUAGACGCCUCGGCAUCGCCAAAAAUCACCAGGUUCCAUGAUCUCAGUCCUCCGGUCAAAGACAACGGGCACCAGUUCCCGCUCAAGAGAACUCCCGUCAGUUCACGAUUCAAUGGCAACAACAGUAAUAAUAACAACAAUAACAAUAGUAAUGCCAGCCUUGAAGUUAAUUGGAAGGCCAAGUACGAAGAGUCUGAGCGAAAACGAAAAGUUUUGCUGCAAAAAUCUGAAACAGUUACCAGAGAGCACAAUGAUUUGGAAAAGAAAUUCCGGGAGUUGAUCCGUGAAAACAGCGCGCUUCAAACUCAAGUUCGUGAUAAAGAUGAGCAAUUACAGAAACUACGUACCGUGUCAGAGGCUGUCUGCAAAGAAUACGAACAACUCAAGCGUCAAUACGAUGUCGAAACAGGUGCUAUGCACAAAGCAAUGCAACAAGCAUCACAAUGGUACAAACAAAACCGGCAAUUGAAAAGAAGGUCACAAGUACUUGUUCAGAGGAUCCUUGACUCACGGCCUGAUGCACUGGCUGAUGAUUCAUAUCUUUCUGAUGAGGUCGAUGCCAAUGAUGCCGACGACUCUGAAGAACUACGUCAAACUAUUACAGAAUUAAGCGCCGAAGUCGCAAGACUUCAAACAGAAUUAAAUGCAGCAAGACUCCAAGAGUUUGAAGCCCAGGAACAAGCGGCGUUGACAAAUGCCCGACUGGAAGAUGAAAAGGAGCUGAGUGAAAAGAAUAAUGAGGUAAUAAAGCAGCUGACAAUCCACAAAGAAAACAUGGAACGUGUUUCUCGAAUGGUCGCUGAAGAAGUCCAGGCUCUGAAGGCUCAAUGUGACCGCGAGCGAGAAAGCGCCAAGUUGAUGAAGAUAGAAGCCGACAAAAUACAAAAAGAGCGGAAUGUCCUGGCCCACCAGAGUGCCCUGCUGAUGGCGGAAGUCGGUGAUGAUCCUAAUGGAAGAUUGCUGACAAUUCUCCAAGAAGUAGAGUCACUGAAGCGGCUGCUGGAGGAGGAGAAGCAAAAUCACUUUGAACAGAUACAGCUUCUGCAGGAUAAGCUCGAUGAGAAGGAAUCGAAUGUCGAGUUUGAGAUUGUUGAGGAGAAACUUAAAUUAGCCGAAGUUGAAUUGAACAUGAUGGAGGAGCGGGCUGAGAGGGCAGAAAAAGACGCCAAGAAGCUACAAGAGACUGUUAGAAAGUUGGAGGACAAAAUUAAUCAAUUAGAAACAAUGAGAGUUUCGCCACCACCGCCACCGCCGAUGCCGGCUCCGCUGCCUCCUCCUCCGCCACCGCUUCCAACUAAGUCGUCUACUUCAACUGUUAAGUUGCUGACGAAAGAACGUCUUCAAGAAGAGAAUCGACAUUCAGCUAUUGUUGACAUGGAAAAUAUGCUUGGUAUUUCCAAGAAAACGGUCACUACUGUUCCUCAACAACCUGCUAUUGACGAUAUAAUAAAUCAAAUAAAAGGUGGAAGGUUCACUCUGAAACAAACAGACAAGCAACGCGAGGAAGAGAGAAAGCGUAAGCGAGAGAUGGAAAGUGCUCCGGCGGCAGUUUCUGAGAUGCUGAACAUCCUUGGUACAAUGAGACGACGAGCGAAGCCAGUGAGACAGUCUAUAAACUCCUCGGAGUUGGUCGUCAGUACGCUCGAUAAAGCCGCGUAAUAAAAAAUUAAAUAAAUAACAUAAUUACACCAGCGUUGAACUUAUAAAUAUGUACAUUGAAAGUAUAAAUGAACAAAGUAAUUGAUAUAUUUAUAUAAAUAUAUAAAAAGAAGCUGAUGUGUAAGCGAUAUCUUAAUCUGUACGAAUUAAUGAGCAAUAAAUUUUUUAAUUUUUUCAAUAA
Messenger RNA from Cotesia glomerata, 2219 nucleotides. Its product is annotated as shootin-1. NCBI's taxonomy places the organism in Eukaryota, Metazoa, Arthropoda, Insecta, Hymenoptera, Braconidae. The transcript is spliced from 8 exons. The coding region runs from base 143 to 2038 and encodes 631 amino acids. The record is from RefSeq and is a predicted model, not a curated record.